Molecule: messenger RNA, 1730 nt
Organism: Anopheles stephensi (Asian malaria mosquito)
Lineage: Eukaryota; Metazoa; Arthropoda; Insecta; Diptera; Culicidae
Gene: Tgt
Product: queuine tRNA-ribosyltransferase catalytic subunit
Exons: 1
Coding region: 223-1542 (439 amino acids)
Cellular component (GO): cytosol
Molecular function (GO): tRNA-guanosine(34) queuine transglycosylase activity
Source: RefSeq, a predicted model, not a curated record
UCCACCUUCUAAAUACAUACACCUUGAUUGCAAACAAUUUUGCUACACACAAAACAAAGGCAAAAAAGAAACAGAGUGUCUUCACAGUACAUAAUUAUCCCAAAAACGCAACAGAUUCUCUACCAUCACCAGACUCAGCCCACGACAACGUGCAGCAGCUGCUGCUGAGCCGGCGCCGAAGAAAACGAAGAAGAAGAGCGCGCGCGCGCCGGUCCAAAUUGCAUGUUUACAUCACGAGCAAUCAAACCUCUUUUCGCCUCGGGCCUACACGUGCCCACAAGCUACGCUUCCGUCUGGCAAGCUUCCUCCACGGCAAUGGAGUCACCAACAGCUAUCCCGAACGGAGCUUCCGAGGAUUCGAACACGACCAACAUUCCACCGUUGCGGUACCGCGUGACGGCCAAGUGCAGCGUGACAAAGGCGCGCGUAGGAGUGAUGAGCGUGCGGCAUGCGGAUGUUGACACGCCGGUGUUUAUGCCGGUGGGCACACAGGGCACGCUCAAGGGUGUGCUGCCGGACCAGCUGCUGGAGCUCGAUUGUCGUAUAAUGCUCGGCAACACGUACCAUCUGGGAAUGCGGCCCGGGACGACCGUGCUGGAGAAGGCGGGCGGUUUGCAUCGGUUCAUGGGCUGGCCCCGGGCACUGUUGACCGAUUCGGGCGGCUUUCAGAUGGUGUCGCUGUUGCAGCUGGCCGAAAUCACCGAACAGGGCGUACGGUUCCAGAGCCCGUACGACGGCAGCGAAUGCAUGCUAACGCCAGAACGAAGCAUGGAGAUACAGAACGCGAUCGGGGCGGACAUUAUGAUGCAGCUGGACGAUGUGGUCAAAACGACGACGACUGGACCGCGCGUGGAGGAAGCGAUGCACCGGACGAUCCGCUGGCUGGAUCGAAGCAUAGCGGCGCACGGGCGUGACGACGAUCAAAGCAUCUUUCCGAUCGUGCAGGGAGGUUUGCAGCCCGACUUGAGGCGCGUAUGUGCGGCAGAACUGACCAAGCGCAAUACGCGAGGUUUUGCUGUCGGUGGACUGAGUGGAGGCGAAAGUAAGGACGAAUUUUGGCGCACGGUACAUCUCUGCACGGAUCUGCUGCCCGAGGACAAACCACGGUAUCUGAUGGGUGUUGGGUUUGCGGCCGACCUGGUCGUGUGUGUGGCGCUCGGUGUGGAUAUGUUUGAUUGCGUGUUUCCAACGCGAACGGCACGGUUUGGCUGUGCGCUGACCCGCGCCGGACAGAUCAAUCUGAAGCAGCGCACUUUUGCACAGGACAUGCGACCAAUCGAGGACGAUUGCGAGUGUUCCACGUGUCGUACUUACACCCGAGCUUAUCUGCAUCACAUCGUUACCGUUGAGCCGGUGGCCUGUAGCAUCGUGAGCGUGCAUAAUGUGGCGUUCCAGCUGCGCCUUAUGAGCGAUAUGCGGAACGCAAUCCAGGAGGAUCGGUUUCCGGAGUUUGUGAAAUCGUACAUGGCUGUGCGCUUCCCGGACGACACUGUCCCACAGUGGAUUCGGGAUGCUCUUGCCGCCGUCAAUGUGAACCUGUAACGCUAGUCCUUCGAGUGAAUUCCCCUAUAACAGUAGGCUACCAACGAUCCAGUUUCAUUCCUAUUUGCGUAAUUUGAACCAAAACGGACGGAUUUUAUCCAAAAACGGCUAGUUUCUUCUUUCCUUUUCGAUUGUGUACGACGACCACUUAUACACUGAAAUAAAACAAUCAAUAAUUUAUUCGUAAU